This is a messenger RNA of Endocarpon pusillum Z07020, 5199 nucleotides long. RefSeq lists its product as uncharacterized. The record is from RefSeq and is a predicted model, not a curated record. The transcript has 4 exons. Gene Ontology annotation, molecular function: protein binding. NCBI's taxonomy places the organism in Eukaryota, Fungi, Ascomycota, Eurotiomycetes, Verrucariales, Verrucariaceae. Bases 1 to 5199 code for a protein of 1732 amino acids.
AUGCCUUCACCUCUUACCUCGAGCUUUGCCACUGCGGCAGCCAACAACAAUCAGGAUGGCAAGAGAGGGGAUGUUGGUGGUGACUGGGCACGCAACCGCGCAAACGGUGCUACUCAGACCUUCCGUCGGCCUUCCCUCGCAACAAAUGUGUCCUAUAGUCGAGAAAGUAACCACACGGGCAAUGCUACGCCAACCUCAAGUGUCUACGUUCCGCCCCACUUGAAUGCGAGUUAUCAAGUGAACUCUCUGCGUAACGGUACAGCUGGAGAAAUCCGGUAUACCAAAGAUCAGUUGGUCGCGUUGUAUAAGCAACAACGAGACGCAGGAGCCUUAGACCGGAAUCUAUCUGAUGUUUUCGCUGGAGGCUGGAAUCCCCUUGAUAGCCGCGAUUCUGCGAAUUCUGCAUGGAGCAAGCGGGACGAUGCGAAAGAAUCAAGCGUGGGCCCAGAGAUAUGCUGGGAUUACAGCUCAAGGACCGAGCCUUUGGCUUUGAUCCACAUGAGUGAUGAAGAAAAAGAGUUGUUCUCCUCAUCGGUCAAUUCGUCCAUCAAGCCACCUCAAAAUGCUUCCAAGGACAACAAUGGAAGUGCCACUUUGGCCCGGAAGACCUCCACCUCCAUUUCUCAAAACCUCGCAGGACCUUUCAAUACUGCUUCUCCAGGCACCGGACGGCCAGGGGUCCGGCGUCGAGAUACCAAUGAUUCGUACAAUGGAAAUAAUCCCCUUUCACCGACAGGAGGCGGACGAUUCUUUCGAGACGAACCCAGCGCUGCCAUGCCUCCUGCAUCUCUCCUUCGGCGAAAAACUGAUUACAAGGAAGGCGGUGACGACUUGAAGAGUGAGCAACCGGACAAGGAUGCUGUGCCAAGGGACAGUCGAGAAGAAACCAGCAGUCCAUUCAGUAGCUUGAAGCGCAAUGCCACUGGACCAAUGAGCGCUGGCCUGAACGCCCCUUCAUCUCCUUGGGCAGUAGGACCUCCUAGCGCCGGAUUUGGAUCAAUGGGUACAUUUGGCAGUUUCGCGCUUGGAUCAUCCGCUGCUGCCACCGACAUCCCUGAACAGCGGUCGGGCUUUGGGAGUUUGCGUGGGGAGAGCAGAUUUAAGGGCUUGCUGUCGAAGACCAGCUUAGAAGACAUGUCUGCUGUAGUCAAAGAAAAACCCUCGACUGGUAAUCUCGGGAGACUAUCUGAGGUGGAGAAUGAUGGUAGCUUUCAGCCUUGGGAUGAGUCGCUCAGGACUCGACCGGGACGGAGCGAUACCAAUCCGUAUGGUGACGAUGUGCCGAGAAGUGGAAGUGCAGCACUUGGUGGCGCUCAGGAUAGUGGCCAAGGAAUAGACCAGCUUGGAUUCUCGACCAUCGGGCUGCCGCCCAACACAGGUUCUCGAGAUUUCAUGCAAUCCUCGGCGAGUCAGGAUCCAGCCUAUCAUCAGACACCACAACACCGCCAAAGAGGCCAAGAACCAAUGAGCCCAACCAACACAAACCCCUAUCAAAGCCCAGAGGCUGAUAGAAGGAACAACGCUGACCAGGACCAGGACGGCAACCUGAUGCAGCAACGAGGUAACGUCGGCUUCGGUGGCAGAGAGGAGCCUGGUAUCAAUGCGUUCGGCCCCCUGCGAAGGGGUGUGUCAUCCGCUAUGGAGGACCGAAGUCAAGCUUCAAGCGCAGGCCCAAAUCGUGGCUUUGGUGGACUUGGGGCACUUGGUGGCUUUCCGGGCUUUGGUAGCUCAGCAUGGUCCGGCGUUACGAGCGCUCCCAAUAAAGACCGAGGCUUUCCUUCUGGUUUUGCAGACCCCGUCUUCGGCAUGAGCGAUCUACAGACUCCCAAUAUUCCUGGGUUGAGCAGCAAUAGCCUUUUUGGCUCACCUCCCGUGCAAAAUGCUGCUGCUUCUCGAUCAAGCAAGGUCAGCGUAAUGUUUCCUCAAGCGAUGCAGGAACAAGCACAAGCACAAGGUGAGAAGGCUGGAGGAGAAGGGCUGGAUAGACUAGCAGAUUUCGCCACCAGAAGCCGAGCGAUCAGCGGUCUCGACGGCGGCUUCGGCAGGAGAGAGCAAGAAGUGCCUCUUCGUGGUGGAGGCAAUUUUCUUGGGGAUACUAGCAGCCACGAUACAACUAUACGUUCUGGGCAAGGAACGGAAGACUCUGGAGUUGCUGAAGGUCUAAGCUCUCUUUCUCAGCUAUCGGGGUUUGGAUCUUCGCAGAACCUCAUCACGAACCCCGGUGUUGGACAAGCGACGACUAUGGCGGGACCCGCAGAUGUCGCUGUCCCGGGUGGCCAAAAUCCAAGCCAGUCCAGCGGCAGCCCAGCUUCAAGUCAACUACCGGCCCCCCAGCAAAGACAAAUGGUAAUGCCAGAUCGCAUGCGGUGGAUCUAUCGGGAUCCCUCGGGGACAACUCAGGGCCCGUGGUCUGGCUUGGAAAUGCACGAUUGGUUCAAAGCCGGUUUCUUCACGGCCGAGUUACAGGUGAAGAAGCUUGAAGAUGCGGAUUAUGAACCUCUGGCGCAACUCGUACGGCGCAUUGGAAAUUCUCGAGAGCCAUUCCUUGUUCCGCAAAUUGGCGUUCCUCAUGGACCCUCCGCACCCAGUCAAGGUAAUCACUGGGCUGCUCCGAGUGGAAGCAGUACAGUCGGUGCUGGUCCUCCUCAGCCUGGAGCUGCACAGCCGCCGUUUGCAAGCAGCUUCCCUAGUUUCGGCACCACGCUUACAGCAGAACAACAGAAUGCCCUCGAACGCAGAAAGCAAGAAGAGCAGUAUCUCAUGGCAAGGCAGAAAGAGCAUUUAGCCCAGCAACAAGUGCUUUUAAAACAGAUGCAGCUGCAAGGCGGGCCUCAAGCAUUGCAUUCCCUUCAACAUCAUUCUAGCGCACACAGCCUUCACAGCCAACCAAGUUUUGGAAGCAUUACCUCUCCUUCUGGUUAUCAGCCAUCACCUAUUCAGGGACCCAUUCAGCCUCCCCAAAAUGGUGUGGGUUUCAUGGAAAGCACCUUGCGUCACGCUCACUCGGCGCAGUUUGGAGCAGAUUUUCGAGGUGGAAGAGAAGAAGACCUACCUAACCUUCUAGACCGUAUGAAUGUGUCGCGAGGAGCGCCGUUUCCCUUCACAAGUGGCCCUUUUGGACAACACCAAGAUAACGCUCAACCGCCUCCCCAAGUGGCUUCGAUGCUUCAAGAUCGAGCGCGGUUGCAAAUGGAACAGCAGCAAGCUGAUAUGAACUCUCAGAACGACGCUUUUCGUGACAAUCAGGUUUUCAACGGGCGCCUCCAGGAAUUCAAUGCCUUGAGAGCUCAGAUUGAUGACAAUGAGAUGGCCCCAAGGCAAGAGGCGAUGGCUUUGCCGUCAAUCGGGGUGCCGGGACAGCCGAUCAGUGAGCAACAAGUAGAUCAAGAGCAACGAGAGCUGUCCAAUGAACCUCAACAGGAUUCACAAGACCCAGAAGCUCUUUCCCUUUCCCAGCAGGUCCAGAAGACUGCCGCUGCAAUAGGCCAGCUGCACGCUUUUGCUACGGAUGAGAGUGGAUGGAUUAAAACAGACCAGGAGUUGCCACCAUUCCUUCCACCACCGCCUACUACAUCGCCAUUGCCAGCACCAUCAGCUCAAAGAAAUCGGCAGAAUGUCGCAGACAACCUUGCCGCGGAAUCGAGGUCACAGACUCAGACACCAGUAGAUACUCCGGGCACUUCCAUUGCACCGUGGGCUGAGAAGACAUCCGAGAGCGCCAAAGGACCGUCCCUGAAACAGAUUCAAGAAGCAGAAGCCCGUAAAGCUGCACAGCAAGAAGAAGUAGCUGCUGCUGCUGCUGCUCGCAGAGCCCAAGCUGAGCAAGACCGUACAACGCAAGCAGUGCCUCCAGCACCAGGGUUGCCAUCUACCUCAACCUGGGCCAAUGCCGGCACUCCAACCACACCGACAACUCCCGGCACGAAUGUUUGGGCCAAGCCUUCUGGAGGAAAGCCCCCGCUAUCCGCUUCCAGUGCAGCUACGAAGAAGACCCUCGCUCAGAUCCAGCGAGAGGAAGAGGCACGCAAACAGCGUCAAGCAGUUGUGGCAAAUCAGCAGGCAGCGAAUGCCGCUCCCAUAGCAGCCGGAGGCAAGCGCUACGCUGAUCUAGCCAGCAAGGCGCCCGCUGUUCCCGCUGCACCGUCACCGCCAGCUAGUGCCUGGACGACUGUAGGCUCAGGCGGGAAAGCCAAGGCACCAACAACUGUUGUGGCGACGCCACAGAUUGGUGGUGGUCGAACUGUCGGUGCGACUACCGCUCCGUCUGCACCAGCCGCGCGAUCCCGCCCAUCAUUACAGACACGGGUUUCUAACACAGCGAGCAAUCAAAACAAAGCAACCGAUGACUUUACCAGGUGGGCGAAAACUGCACUGGGUAAGGGUUUGAAUGGUAAUAUUAAUGGUACUCGACGACUUCGUCCAAUCCCUCCUCCUCCUCCCCUCCGAAACAGAAAUCAUCUCCGAUUCCAUCUACGCCAACUCCCAGACCCUCGACGGCCGCCCGACGAAUUCGUGCGCAGACGCAAAUUAGCCGACAAGGGGAUACUCCAGGAUGGAGGUGGGACCCCGGGAUCUGCUAACAGCGCUGCCGCUGGUGGUGGUGAGGGAGGUGGUAAGGGGGCUGGGAUUGGUGGCGGUGCUGCGGCGGGAAAUGGUGGUGCGGGUGCGGGUGCGGGUGCGGGUGCGGGUGCGGGUGCGGGUGCGGGUGCGGGUGCGGGUGCGGGUGCGGGUGCGGGUGCGGGUGCGGGUGCGGGUGCGGGUGCGGGUGCGGGUGCGGGUGCGGGUGCGGGUGCGGGUGCGGGUGCGGGUGCGGGUGCGGGUGCGGGUGCGGGUGCGGGUGCGGGUGCGGGUGCGGGUGCGGGUGCGGGUGCGGGUGCGGGUGCGGGUGCGGGUGCGGGUGCGGGUGCGGGUGCGGGUGCGGGUGCGGGUGCGGGUGCGGGUGCGGGUGCGGGUGCGGGUGCGGGUGCGGGUGCGGGUGCGGGUGCGGGUGCGGGUGCGGGUGCGGGUGCGGGUGCGGGUGCGGGUGCGGGUGCGGGUGCGGGUGCGGGUGCGGGUGCGGGUGCGGGUGCGGGUGCGGGUGCGGGUGCGGGAGGCUGGAGUGAGGUUGCGAAGAAAGGCCCUGCUGGAGCUGGGGGGAAAGAUGAGGCUGGGUCGACGGCCUUUAAGGUUGUGGCGACGAAGAAGAAGGGCAAGAGAUAG